Molecule: messenger RNA, 3829 nt
Organism: Dreissena polymorpha
Lineage: Eukaryota; Metazoa; Mollusca; Bivalvia; Myida; Dreissenidae
Product: dipeptidyl peptidase 4-like
Exons: 27
Coding region: 377-2878 (833 amino acids)
Biological process (GO): proteolysis
Molecular function (GO): serine-type peptidase activity; dipeptidyl-peptidase activity
Source: RefSeq, a predicted model, not a curated record
AACUGUACCAACUAUAAAACGAACAACAGCUGCCAGGCACAAGUAGGACAUAGGUCGCUACGCAUCUAAACGAAGGAUCUAACAUUUUUCUUGAAGUGCACGUGUAAUCCGACGUCUGCGUGAAGGAUAGUUAUUUGUUCAAAACAGUGAUAAAUCAAGUGUUCAUUUCGGUUUCAUUCUGUGCAAGUAUUGCAUUAUCUUGGUUUUGAUUUUCACUUAACGGAUGUUAGAUCAGGUAAAAUCAUAGGACGUGUAAUAAACUAAUAGCAAAAAUCUACGACCAACAAGUCAUUCUGUUUGUGUAUGUUUCUUAUAGGAACAAAUUGUGUUAUAAAUAAACGUAUAAUAAAGUAUAUACCUCAAAGUGUACUGAAGGAUGGGAACUGAAAAAGAUGUGAAAUUUAGCAAUGCAGUUAAUGGAGAAAACUCGCAGGAACGAAGCCAAGGAAAUGUAAAUAGUGAUGAGCUUGUAGGUCACACCGUGCAGAAGAGAAAUUGGAAGGGCAUAGUGAUUGCUCUGGUUGUUAUCAUCAUCGUGUGUGCCCUGAUCAUCACCACAGUCAUCCUCCUAACUCCAAGAAAAAGCGAUGAACCGCCGAAACCAAAGUUUACAUUCGAAGACUUCAUAAAGAAAAAAUUUGCACCAAAAAGCUUUUCUUUCAAAUGGGUAACAGACUCCGACGCCAUUUACUACAGAAAUGAUGACGGCGCCGUAAUACGUUACAACUGCUCAACAAACUCUUCUGCAGCAAUCAUGGGCAACUCGACGUUUAAAGAACUGGAUACCUCCACGUAUAUGAUAUCUCCGGAUGAAAACUAUGUGCUGCUGGCGUAUGAUGUUCAAGCGAUUUACAGACACUCAACGCGGGCAAAAUAUAAAGUCGUUAACCUUCAUAAUAGAAAUGAGAGCUCACUUCAGGGACCAAACGGCACAGAGUUCCAGUACGUGUCUUGGUCACCCACAUAUGACGGUUUGGUAUUCGUACAGAACAACGACGUCUACUACCGUCGGAGCAUGAACCUGCAGGACGUGGACGCGUUCCGGGUCACUGACACAGGGGUCAUGGACCAGAUUUUCAACGGUGUUCCGGACUGGGUAUAUGAAGAGGAGAUCCUCUCUGAAGACCACGCCCUCUGGUGGUCGCCCACUGGUAGCUACUUCCUGUUUGCCUCGUUCAACGACACGCUGGUCAGGAACUACCACCUCACCUAUUACGGGUCCAUGACAGACCAAUAUGUGACGGACAAGAAACUCCUUUAUCCCAAGGCGGGUACAACCAACCCUGUGUUCUCUCUGCAUGUAUUCCACACGCAUUCGAACAAAACGAUCAACAUAGAACCGCCAGAGGACUUAAAAAAUAUCGACCACUACUUCACGACGGUCACGUGGGCGGAUAGUGAGCGCGUGCUGAUCACGUGGAUGAACAGAUUCCAGAACAUGACGCUCUAUACGAUCUGUCAUGCGCAGAACGGCUCCUGCUAUGAGAACUACCGAUAUCUAGCCCCUUCCGGAUGGUGCGAAACCCCGUCUGCGAUCGUAUUCAAAGAAGACGGCAGCGGGUACUUCACGGUGCUGCCAUUGCGGGAGGGCGAGGCUGGUUAUUUCCGGCACGUGGCCCUGGUUGACGCCGGAAACAGUGUAAAUAUAAAAAGCGAUAACCUGGGAAAGAGGACGUUUAUAACUUCCGGUCAAUAUGACGUCAUCGAAAUAGAGAAAUAUGACCCCAAAACUGCCUUAAUAUAUUAUCUCGCAUAUAGGGCUGGCGAUCCUACAUCGAGGCACGUCUACAAGACUUCCACUCGUGAAGGAGACGUGAAUUUCUUGAAGCCCACGUGCGUCUCGUGCACGGACCCGGACACGUGCGACUGGGUCUCCGCGAGCUUCUCAACCAAGCCGGAUGGCGAGUUUUAUAUGCUCACGUGCCUCGGACCUAGCGUUCCAACGUACACCAUGCGAUCAACGGCGACGCAAUCCGUUAUAUCAUUCGAGGACAACAAGGAGGCAGCUGAUAAGUUGACCACGUUGGCUCUCCCAAGAACCAAGUUCCUGCGCAUUCCCCUCGAUAAUACCAACUCAAUGUGGGCGAAGCUGCUAUUGCCAGAACCUCUCAAAGAAGACGAGGUGAUACAAUACAACAUGCUCACAAGUGUAUAUGGGGGCCCCGACUCUCAGAAAGUAUCCAAAGCCUUCUCCCUAGGUUGGGAAGAUUACCUGGCCAGCUCACACAACAUUGUGAUUGGCUACGCCGACCCACGUGGCUCGAGUGGGCGGGGCGACGCCUGGAGACAUGCUAACUACCGCCAUCUUGGAACCACCGAAGUGGACGAUUCUAUAGUUGCGGGAAGGUAUUUCAAUAGCCUGAAGUACAUCGGGGAUAGGACGGCAAUUUGGGGAUGGUCUUACGGGGGUUAUCUGACCGCCUCAGUGCUAGGUCGCGGCUCGGAGGUGUUCGACUGCGGCAUGUCGGUCGCCCCGGUAACGGCAUGGACGUACUAUGAUACUGUAUAUACAGAGCGGUAUAUGGGCCUUCCAGAUGAAAACUCUGAAGCUUAUAAUUAUGCAAAUGUUUCUCGGUAUGCCGAAAACUUUAAGAAGAGCACAUUUAUGCUCGUCCAUGGAACGGGUGAUGACAAUGUACAUUUCCAGAACUCUGCGCAUCUAGCACGAGCGUUGACAGAGGCAAAUGUGUACUUCCGUUCGCAGUUUUACAUCGAUCAACAACAUUCCAUUAAUGGCGGAAACUCGCGCACACAUCUCUACAACACUCUUGAGGACUUCCUGCUCAAUUGCUUCGAUGGUCGUUCUUCACGAAUGGAUGAAUUGAACAAUCCAACAGUCGCGAAACCAACAGAAAAGGAUGUCGACAACGACGAAUAAGUUUCCUGUACUAAGUAUGAUCGCUGACUAUUUGGUGCAUUUCGUCCAUGUCCGUGAAUAAUCAAGGGGCUAUGACAUAGUUUGGGGCUAGAUCAUGUCUUUUUAUUUUCAAAAUAAAAUAGUUAAUAUAUAUGAAAUUUUAUGUGAUAGAAACAAAUUCGCAUAUUAUGCAGUUUUGAUAAAUACCAAUUUGCUUUGAUAUUUAAAAUUCGUUUUUGGAUAAAAUUACAGGGGCCAUGUCUAAAACGCCAAGUUAACAACUUGGUAAAUGAUGAAGACUUUUACAAUUAUUGUAUAUGAGCACACAGUAUUGUUAAAGAUUUCGCCUUACAAACUUAGUAUAUAACUGUUAAGAUUUUUAACUUUAAAAAGUAUUUAACCAACUGUUCGAUAUUUAACAACCGUAAUUGUUUUCUGUCUCGUGUAAUACAUGUUGGUCAUUCAUCAAAAACAAAACUUUCAGUUUAUUUAAUCAGAAAUAUCCCAACCAUAUAAAAACUUUCAAGUUUACAGAACUUAAGUUCGGAUAUAACAUAUAGGUAUGUCUUACAAAGUUUGAACGGAAAGUUUCAAUUUAGUUAUGAUGGAAUAUCAUGGAUAAACAUAGUUUCCGCUGCACCUUAAUCCUAAGGUUGUGAUAUUUUAAUCCAUUUUGUUAAGUGUUUAUAAGUUUUUUGUGUAUGAUAAUUUAUUCCGUGCAUGAUUACGCAUGAAUAAACAAUUGUUUAAUGGUUGCUAAGCUCUGCUUUAUUUUGUGUUUAUUCUAUUAUUGUACAGAAUCAUGUUAACAUUUAUAGACAAUUCAUGUUGAAAAUAUUAACCGUACUUUGCAUUAAUGUAAUGUUUUAGAAAUUCGACUUUAACAACGAUUGUAUCUAAUAGAUGCUUCGCAAUAUAUCUGGUUAUCGAAUAUCCGUAUAUUAUCGAAUAAAGAUUGUGUAUAUUGUAUAA